Penicillium cinerascens is the source of this 1017-nucleotide messenger RNA. Its product is annotated as mitochondrial carrier domain-containing protein. The record is from RefSeq and is a predicted model, not a curated record. Bases 1 to 1017 code for a protein of 338 amino acids. Gene Ontology annotation, molecular function: ATP transmembrane transporter activity. The transcript is spliced from 4 exons. Gene Ontology annotation, biological process: transmembrane transport. Lineage: Eukaryota; Fungi; Ascomycota; Eurotiomycetes; Eurotiales; Aspergillaceae.
AUGAGUGAGUUAGUAAACGCCCGCAAGCGGUCUGUGACUAUGCGGCAUGAUGGCGACUCGCACGUGAGUGACGAAGGUCGUCGACACAUAGGCUAUUUAUUCCCUGGCGGCGUUGCGAGCGCCACUUCGCGAUCGGUCACCGCUCCAUUGGACCGGCUGAAAGUCUACCUAAUGUCGCAGACAUCUCGCGAAGUCGCCGCAAUUGAAUGCGCGAAACAAGGGUCCUUAUGGAAGGCUGGCAUGAUUUCCUAUAGAAAUAUGAUGAAGGCAUGCGACGGCGUAUGGCAUGUGGGUGGCUUCAAGAGCUUGUGGGCCGGGAACGGCCUCGACGUCGUCAAAAUGUUGCCCGAAGGUGCCAUCAAAUUUGCCAAAAAACUCUUUGCCAGCUGGGAGUGUGUCGAUGGGCCUACAAAGAUAUCGGUCUGGGCACAAACGGCUUCUGGGGGCUUGGGUGGAGUUGCUGCGCAGCUUACUGCUUACCCUAUCGAUACGCUUCGAUUCCGUAUGCAAUGCGAGAUGAGGAAAGGCGGGGAAUAUGGAGCAGAAUUAAUGUGGCGGACGGCAAAGGCCAUGUGGAGAACAGGAGGACUAAGGGCUUAUUUCCGUGGCCUUACUUGGGGCCUCAUUGGACAAUAUCCAUAUUCCGCGAUUGACCUCACUACCUAUGAGUACACUAAGCAAUGGUGGAUACGCAGACACGAAGCUCAAGGGGCUCAGGGCAGGGACGCCUAUCCAAGCUCGGCUAUAACUGCAAUAAUUGGUGGAUUCAGUGGUGCACUAGGGGCUUCUCUAGUCUGGCCUUUGAAUCUUCUGCGCACUCGAUUGCAGACCAGCGGGACCCUACUGCACAAUCAUCAAUAUGACGGCAUCAUUGAUGUAGCGCAGCAAACGAUACGGAAAGAAGGCUACGGUGGUCUAUUCAAAGGCAUGUCGCUAAACUUGAUCAAAGUUGUGCCUUCUGUUGCGAUCACAUACAUAGUCUACGAGCAAAUGAAGCGGGCAUUUGGGCUUCCGUAA